This is a messenger RNA of Schistosoma guineensis, 8050 nucleotides long. NCBI's taxonomy places the organism in Eukaryota, Metazoa, Platyhelminthes, Trematoda, Strigeidida, Schistosomatidae. The record is from the annotation of a GenBank genome assembly.
ACUUUGUCAAAUUUCGUUUUAUGGAUACUCUUUGAGCGUCUUUUUGAGUAUCCCGGGCUUUGGUGUGGUAGUUUAGUGCCUUACCCAGAAUUAGCAUUCAUAUAAAAAUAUAUCUGAUGAUAUGUUGCACAUGAUCGACCGAACAGAGACGUUUUAAAAAACCCUUACAUCAGUAUUCAUCUUUUAUGUCAAAACCAAGAGUAAUCAAAGAGUUAUCCACACCGACGGGUUCAACGAUUGCUUGUCAACCCCUUGGGGGAUGUGAAUAUCCCUCCCAAAGGGCUGACUUUGGAAAAAAAGGUAUUGUAUAUCCACGUCAAACAGUUCUGACAAAAAACAGCAAUAUACAUCAAACCCCAGUAUGGAUUUCAACCACUUCUCGUCCUGGAGUGAGUGGCUUCAACGCAAUGUCUCCAAGAGGGCGGCGUACUCUUUCCCCACCCCAACCUCCACCUCUACCUCCUCCACCACCUAGUCCGCAACUUGUGCCUUUAAAAGCUCGUUUAGCAAGAUCAAAAUCAACUGCUACAAGACCAGUAACUACUCGUCCGGAUUAUUGCCAACAGCUUCGUAAAGCUAGUGAUGGUGGAGCUCCUACACGCCUUACAAAUUCAAGUUCAGUUCGUACAAGAUCUACCUCAGAAUUGCGAUCAAGAAUUGAAGCUAAAGAUGAACCUUCAGAAAUUCAUACAGGGAGUGUGGAAUCAAGUGAGGAAAAACCAAGUGUAUCGACAGUUAACCCGAGUGCUUUCCUUCCUAUUGCUCAUCCUACUGAACGUAGUCCUGUUUAUGUCUGCCUUGCCAAUGUUGCCUUUUUAAGUUUAUCACUAUUGGUUACUAGUAUAUUUUCUAUUGUAUUUCUACCAUUUUGCCUGAUUGCUUGCCUUGUAAGACGUACUGGCAUCUGGAUUGCUAAUGUCUUCCAAUAUACCACAUGUUGUCAAUGCGGAGGAUUUCUUAUUUCUGAUAAUACAAAUCCUAUAAUUGAAUCAAUAAUGUCACGUUUGUCAGUCAGCUUGAAUUCCAAUCAAAGAUGUCAUUGUUUUACUGAUAAACAAUUAGAAAAUCGUUAUAGCAACUCAUUGAAAGCUCUUUCAUCUGCUGAACUUCGAUGGCUUCCAGCUCUUGAAUAUAAAUAUGAACUUGAUUGGAAUGGAACUAACUAUGCUACUUUGUAUUGUUCAGGUCAUUCACCUAUAGUGAUUAUAUGCUUGAGAUUUGGUGCACCGGGAUUAAAAUUAGUACGCUUGCGCGAGUUGAUCAGUAACCGUUUACUCUCUCGGCCUUUUGACUGUUCAUCAGUUGCUUCAUCUCCAAGGGGUUCUUGUUUAACAGACAAAGGAUGUUCGGAUACUAGCAGGGGACGCUGUGAAAGUUCAUAUAUCCCACCUUCGGAUGCUAGAUCGCGCUUGACACAAUGUCUAACAUAUCUAUCAACUGGAUAUGCAUGGAGAGAAUGUAUGGCAUUUCAACUUGAAGAACAUGUAGUCCGAUUGUCUUCUAUUCAGACAAAAUCAGAAAUUAAUCCAUCACGAUCAUAUGGAUCAAAGUGGGAAGAUAAGCACUCGGCAAACCCAAAGAUGGUUAACUUGGAAGUGCUUCUUAAUGAACUGAGUAGUCUACCUUUGAGACUUGAUCGGCCACUUUGGAAGGCUCAUUUGAUGGAACACUUCUAUGAGAAUGAUUGUGAUGAAACAACAGAACCGUCAGAUAUUGAAAGUGAUGCUGAUUCUGAUGAAUCUAACACAUACAAAACAUCACAUUCUAGUCGUAAACCUAUGAAUAAUAAUGGAGAAAAAUUGAAUAAAACAAAAAAGUGUUUAAUAAAUAAUUAUAAUCAAACAUAUGCUACUACUAAUAAUAAUAGUAAGAGAAAUUUAAAUUCAUUUGUAUGUCGACGUUCUGGUUCAUCAGGUGUUGGAAGUUUAUUGAUUUUUCAAUUUCAUGCAGCUUUAUCAGAUGAUGGUAAAGCAUUAGUUCAUAUGGUCACAAAUUGUUUAGCCGAUUUACCCAGUCGUACACAAACACCACAACAUUCACCAAAUAAACAAACACCAAUUCAUACAGCAUCGUCUAUAGACGAUCAACUUAAUGAAACAACCAUAAAUCAAUCAACAUCAGGAGCAAUUACAGCCACAUUGUCAUCACCAUCAUCAUCUUCAUGUGAUAAUAGAAGAAAAUGGAGAGGACAAAAUGUCAUCGGUGGAAAUUAUAGUGAUACAAAUGAGAAUAAUACUAAUACUAGUAAUAAUAACAAUAAUAUACAAAAUGAUGCAUCUCUAUCCAAUAAAAAUGCGUCCAAAUGGUCUACUACAAUCAAAUCAUCUCGUAAUUCUACUUCACCAUAUAACUCAACAUCAUUUUACCAUUCAUGUGAUUUAUCUAAGACUACACUAACAAAUGAACAACAAUCUCAAUUAAAUAAUUCAAAUAUAUCAAUUAAUAAUAAAUAUCAAUUGAAUACAUUUACGAAAUUCAAUUCAAAUCAAAUACAAUCAAAACCUAAUCAGAAUGAACGAUUAUCUAUUAGUGCAUCAUUAAAUUCUUCCAUCACAACAACAACAAUGACUAGCACAUCUACCGCGAAUUCAUUGUUAGACGAUGAAGAUUCAGAGGAAUCAGAAGCUGCACAAUGGUGGUAUACAUUUUGGGCAAGUUCAUUGGCUACAAUAGCUACUGUUUGUGAUAUAUUAAGAGUAUUGAUUACUGGACCAACUAUCAUUUUUCAUAAAUAUUUUAUUACUAAUGCUGAUAUGGGUUUAAUUACAAGACAUCAAAAUGUUAAACAAUCUAAAUUAAUAAAUAAUAAGAACAAUCAAAGUAAUAAUAAUAAUCGCAACGAAGAUAUCAAAACUGUUCACAAAUGUGCCUUAUUAUCAUUAGCAAAAUUAAGUCGUCUACGUCAAAUUACUAAAGCAUCUUAUUCAGAGUUAAUUUUAAGUUUAUUAGCUGGAGCAUUACGUGGUUAUCAUCAGACGAUGGGAUUUAAACAUCCUCCUGAUUUGUUAGCAUUUUUAUCAACUGAAGUACCUGUUUUACCAAAUUGUCAUUUGAAUACUUCAUCAGUAUCUGUUUCCAAUUGUAACAAUAAUGAAGAUCCACCAUGUACAACUUUAUCACGUGUUUUAAAUAUAACUCAAAGAGUUAGAACAAGUAGUAAUCUUGAUUUUCUGAAUAUUUCUCCGUGUCGUCAACAACAACAACGAAUACAUCAUGAUAAUAAUACAGUGGAAACUGGCUUACUAGGAAAUACAAAUCGAAUGGUAGCUUUAGGUUCACCGAAUACCACCUCCAUAACUGCAACACGAAAUUUAUGCCCAGGUAGAAAUGUAUUAACUGAAUUUUGUUUACCAAUUAAUACAGAAGGUAUGUUACCUAGAUUAUGGGAGACAAAACAACGUCUAACUGAAGUGAAUACAUCAGUCGAUUCCUUAUGUUUAGCAUGGGCACGUACAGCAUUGUAUACUUUAAUGCCACAUUCUGUGGCAAAAUGGAUUGAAACAACAUAUGGUGGACUAGCGAAAGGCAGUGUAACUAUAACUGGUGUUGAAGUAAUAUCACCAUUUACUACUUCAACAACUGCCACUAAUACAACUACUUCAAAUUUGUCGAAAAUUACAGAUUCUAAUUAUUCAUAUCAAAUGCCUAAAUCAAGACGACUAGCAUAUAUGUCUUUAUUAGCUAAUAAAUCUUCGGAUGCUCGUAUACUACGUCAAAGAUUGAGAAGACGUCUUCCACGAAGAACAACAACAGCAACAUCAUCAGUUUAUCCACCUCGUUUAGGAACAAGUUUCCGUGCAUUAGCUCGUCAUUUAGUGAAUGCUAAUGCUGGAAUUAUGUAUAUAGCUGGUUGUCCUAUUAUUCGUAUUGAUACUUGGAUGCCUUCACCAGUGAAUAUACCGUCAGAAUUUAUUGCAAACAAUCAAUCACCUGAAUUAAAUAAUGGAAUUAAUAAAUCUGCUUCCAAUGAAACCAUUGUACAUAUUUGUCGUGAUUUAUGUGUCACGUUUACAACAUAUGCCGGACAAUUAUCUUUGACAUUCUCCGCAAGUUCAAAACAAUCUAUUCAUCCAAAUUUGGAUUUAAUUAUAUCAGGUAUUAAAUCACAGCUUAACAAGAUGUGUCAACUGCUUUCUGGACGUCAUGUACCUAGUAUGACAAGUCGUUGGUUACGUCAUAGUUCAAAUGUUGAGUCGUCUGUAUCCGCACUGUCUGCAAUCAGUAUGAGUCCAUCAUUAAAUCCAAGUCUAGUGUUACAUAAUGAAAUAUCAUCGAUAAAUGAAAAAGCAAACCUUACUACCACUACUACUACUUCUUCUUCAAUAUUUAAAAUGUCGACUGAUAAUUCAACUACUAAUUUGACGGAUGAACUAAACUCUCCUAAGGAAGACAUUUCAUCAUGUAAACAAUUAACUUCAGAAUACAUGUCAUAUAAUCCUAGUGUUUGUCAGUUUACACAAUCUAAUGGUAAGAUUAAUAAAGCUCAGUCUCUGUCGUGUUCAUCAGAUGGAAGUAAAUCAAUUCCACCUUAUCAAGCUGGUCAACCUAUUGAACAGGUUAGUUUAUUAUUUGAUGUUGAUAAAUGCAUUGUUUCUAAAUAUAAGUGAAUGUGUUGUAUUUUUUGCUUCGUUCUAGUAAAUGAUUGCUCAGGAAUAGUUAUCCAUGAAGCACCACAGAUCGAUCAGAAGGAUAUAAAGCCUUCAAGUCCCGAAUUUCCUGUAUUCGAAUAUUCAAUAGGUUAUAAGCGCGCGCUGCUGGAAAGUCCUGUACACGGACUAAACGGUUAUUCAAUAAUUCCUCAUUCGCAAUUGUUUUCUAAACAAGCAGGCUUCUGGAGCAAAGCUAAAACUUUCUAUCAGUUUUUCAACGGCUCAAGCAUAAAUAUUGAGUUCUGCUGGUCAAUGUGCCUGUUCUAAGUACCUUAAAUUACUGUUAACUAAGAUUACUCAUGUUAUAUUUAUUAGCAAUAAUAUAUAUCAGCCGCCCAUGAAAGAAAACAUGAAUUUAUAAAUCCAACGUAUGUUGUGGUUCGUCGGAUUUAUUUGUAUAUUUAUAAAAAUUGAGAUUUAUAUCCUAAUAAGAUGUAUUCAACGAACAACAUAUGUGAUAUGGGCUUCAUAACUUUAGCCAGUAAAUCACGAUUUUCUUUUCUGUUUAUCGCAUAAUUAUCUCAAAUUAAGGCAGAAUAUUGAUUUUAUGACUUCAUCAGCUUCAAUAAUUCUCUACCGGCUUUCUUUCAGUGGCAAAAACUUUUUAUUUGUGUAUUAUUUAUUUCGUAAUUUCACUUUCAAAUCCAUUUGAUAUUUGAGGUAAUUAUGUGGCUAACCACAUAGAUGUGUUAUUUUCAAAUUUAAAUCACACUACUUCUACUGUCAAAAGUAGUCAUUUGGAUCCUGUGUAAUUGUAUCUGAAAUAUUUACCGCUAAAAUUUCAUGGAUUAAAAAUUGGAAAAUAUGAAUGUUAUUUCGAGAAAUACUUCAAGCUAAUUUCCAGAAACUCAUACGUGAUUUUAAAACUCCAGUUUGUGAUAACUUUAAAGUAAAUGACACCAGCCAUCCUCAACAUGUACAAGGGCAGGAAUUGGCAAAGCAAGGAUGGCAUUCCCACAGUUGAAGAACAUAUGGAAAUCAGAACAACCAAUGUCGAAGUUAGAAUCUUCAACACGAACGUCAAGACAGUUCUAAUGUACAGAGCUGAAACUAGGAGAACUACCACAACCGUCAUCAAAAUUACGAGUAUUUAUGAACAACUGUCUACGCAAGAUACUCAAUGUCCGCUGGCCACAUAUCAUCAGCAAUAGUCUACUGUGGGAGAGAAAAUGCCAGCUUCCAGCUGGAGAAGAAAUUAAGGGAAGAUGAUAGGCGUGAACAGGACAUAUAUUACAGGAAUAAUCAAGUACUGUCCAGGGCAGAGUUGGGUGGGGAAUUCUGGUGGACUGUCUAUCUUCCUCCAUGAGGGGUAACAGACGUAAGUAAAUGGUAAAGAAAAGGACUUCUAUCCAGAAAAUUCACAUUACUUUUCUGGUAAUCAUUCAUUAAUAUACUUUAAAAAAUCUUUUUAUAUUAUCAGCCUCAUCAGUAUUGUAUUCACUAUGUCAGACAUUCAUCAAUCUUUCUUGUCCUGUGAAUGGGUUUAUUACUUGUUUACUUUAAUAAAAUCAACAGGAAAUUAGUUUAUCUCGUCCUAAAACAGUUUUCAUUUGUUCAUUGUCACUUUUUAGACAAACUAUAAAGGAAUAGAAUACUUUGAUUGCUCACAACUCGUAUAAUUUACUCUUGUUACAUGAACUUAACUAAAGUUCUUUUAUCUAUAAUUUAGGCCUAUAAUUUUUUCACAGGUAUCUAAAUGCUGAAACCAUUACUGUUAUUUCCUCUAUCUCUACUGUAGUAAUCUGUUAGUUAGUUAAAGCCUAGGUUGAAAUUGGUGAGUGGAUUACGCUUAUGUACCUAUAUUAAUAAAGCAAUGAAGCAUAAACAUUGAUUCCAUAGAUGUCUUUUAUUCGGUUGCUUAGGAUUCUUCAUAGAACAUUAAUAAAGAAAAAACAGGAUUUUGUCUGAGCACCUCAGGAAUAUAUCAUUUUGUUGAUUGUUUAGAACAGAACUCUAAGAUGUCACCAAACAGUUGCAAUAAAUUUGUAUACUACUGAAAUUUGUUGACGAAUAAUAACCUGGUCACGGAGUAUUGAAUUAAAAAUUAAACGAUUUGGGAUGUAAUAGAUAAACAUAACGAAAAAUGAAUUAACCUUACAAGGGACCCAAGAGCAGUUGGAUUUGUACUAGCAAGACUGAUUUGAUGUUAUUUCAUUUACAGCUCUGAAUGGUUAAUUGUUAACAUCGCUCACAUAAUUAGCGAAGGAAUUUUAAAUCUGUGCAACGUAAACUGGUACUCAGUGACUAGUGAAUUUCGUCAGUAAAUGUCAUGUUAAUUUCAUAACGUAUCACAUUUUACUUAUGAGUUAAAUAUUGAUAUUUAUAGCUUCAGGAGCAACUUCGAUGGGUUCAAAGACAACUGGAGGAAUCUUCCAACGUUAAAAAUAUGGUCGGGUCUCCAACAACAAAUAACUUGAGAUUGGCAAAAUUACGCAGUGAAUUCUGUAUUCUACUUAGACAGUUGAAACAACGAUGCAGUCAAGGUGAACUAGGGAUCGAUUCUUCUCUAAGUGAUUUGAACAAUGAAUUUCAAGAUAUGUCUUGUGAGUCCAAAUUAAACUGUGCUUCAAUAUCAAGAUCAGGAAACUCAUCACCACAAAAAUCCGCACAGACCACAUCAGGCUAUCCUUGCCUUAGCGGUCAGUUCAAUGUAAAUCCAUUUAAACUGGAACAAAAUCCCACAGUUAAACGUUCAAUGACUACUGGAGACUUUGAUGAAGACCCAGAUUUUUACAUCACUGGACAGCCAGAAGUUGAUGAUUUUGAGGAUAUCGACUCCAGUGAGUCAGAAUUUGCCUUGAGGGAUGCCUCGAAUGUGAUAUCUGACAACUUAUUUACAGCGACCCAUAAUUCAAAUGUAAACGAAUCUAUGAAGGAUUACAAUAAUAUAAACGAUCCAUACAAACAGAAUACAGUUAACGGUAAUGAAGGUGAAUUGCAUAAAAAGCGCAAACGCAAUCGAAAGAACACAUUCAUCUCUGGGCGACGUCGUCCCUCAAAAAUAGCAGCGGAAGUGAUUAGCGUAAACUUCAUGCCUAGUCGCCGUGGUUCGCUAAUGGCACACUCUGCCGUUCAAGGACACAAUAAAAGCAAAAGCUUACUAACUCAGUUCAUGAACACUGUAACUAAGGGUUCAACUUCCAAAUUGCCAAGAGAAUGAUGUUCAGUAGUCGACAGAUAUACGCACUUCAUAAGUCUUUAUCGAUUAAAGCGCCAUACUACAGAACAGAGAGGAUACUUGGUAAAUACGCUAAUUUCUACACAGUACCUACUGUAUAUAAUGUUGUUCAGAAACAGAUUUUAUGAAUGUAUAGUACUGCAAUUUGAACGGAUAAAACAUACCCCUCCAACUAAAAACCCGAGCUUAAUUAGCAUUCAUUUAAGAAAUAAAUCAUUUAUAC